UGGCGGCCGCGUGCCCGGAGCUGGGGGCCGACGCCGGGAGCUGAGCGCCGCCCGCGGGGAGGCCGGGCCGGAGCCGCGGCGAGCUCGGCCGCGGACGCGCAGGGGAAGAUGGCGACGGCCGGCGCGAGCUGCGAGCCCGGCUUGUCCCGCGGCCCGGAGGACGCGGCGGGCGGCGCGGCGGAGGCGGCGAAAAAAGAGUUUGAUGUGGACACCCUCAGUAAAUCAGAGCUUCGGAUGCUCCUCAGCGUGAUGGAAGGGGAGCUGGAGGCCAGAGACCUGGUCAUCGAGGCCCUGCGGGCUCGCAGGAAGGAGGUAUUUAUCCAGGAACGGUAUGGGAGAUUUAAUCUGAAUGACCCAUUCUUGGCACUGCAGAGAGACUAUGAGGCAGGUGCCGGCGAGAAAGAGAAGAAGCCAGUUUGUACCAACCCCCUCUCCAUCCUUGAAGCGGUCAUGGCCCACUGCAGAAAGAUGCAGGAGAGGAUGUCCACGCAGCUGGCUGCUGCUGAAAGCCGACAAAAGAAGCUGGAGAUGGAGAAGCUGCAGCUGCAGGCGCUCGAGCAGGAGCACAAGAAGCUGGCGGCCCGCCUGGAGGAGGAGCGCGGCAAGAACAAGCACGUGGUGCUGAUGCUGGUCAAGGAGUGCAAGCAGCUGUCGGGCAAGGUCAUCGAGGAGGCGCGCAAGCUGGACGCCGCCGUGUCCCAGCUGGAGGAGGAGCGGGCGCGCGGCCGGGCCCUGCAGGAGGAGCUGGGCGCCGAGCGGCGGAGGGGCGCCGACCUGGAGGCGCACCUGGAGAAGCAGCUGUCGGACUCGGACACGGAGCGCGAGCAGCUGCGCGCCCGGCUGCACCGCGAGGAGGCGCUGGCCGCGGGGCUGCGGGACGAGCUGGAGCGGCUGCGCCGGGCGCUGGAGCAGCUGCGCAGGCCGGGCCCCGCGCCCCCGCGGAAGGCCAAGGACCAGGCCAAGGACCAGGCCAAGGACCAGGCCAAGGACCGAGCCAAGGACCGCCGCUCGCCCCCGCCCGCCCCCGCCCCCGCCCCCUGCCACGCCGCCUGCCAGACCGACGCGGCCCCCGACGACCCCGCCCGGCGCCCGCCGCUGCCCCUGCCCGCCCGGCCGUGCCCCGGGGGCGCCAGGGGGGCCGCGGGCCCGGGAGCCCCGCCCGGCCGGCCGCCCCCCGAGCGCCAGGCGGCCCCCGGGGACCUGGCGGCCGCGCCCCCGCCGCCCCCCGCCGCCCGCAGGCCCGAGGAGAACGGGCCCCCGCCCCCCGCGGGCGGCUCUGCGCCCCCGCCCCCCGCAGGUGCCGCCGCCCCCCAGGGCCCCCCCCCGCCGCCGCCGCCGCCGCCGCCGCCCGCGCCCGGCUCACACCCGCCGGGCACCAGCGCCGCUUUCCCCCCGGGGCCCAACCCGCGCGUCCAGGCCGCCAGGUUCCGAUUCCAGGCCAGCGCCAACGACGCGGACCAGAACGGGAACACCACGCAGAGCCCCCCGUCCAGGGACGUGUCCCCCACGAGUCGUGACAACCUCGUGGCCAAGCAGCUGGCCCGGAACACGGUGACCCAGGCGCUGUCGAGAUUCACGGGCCCCCAGGCGGGGCCGCCCCCCAGGCCCGCGGGGGGCCCCGGCGGCGACGUGGGCCUCGGCACCUGCCCUCCCGUCGGUCGGACCAGCCUAAAGACUCCCGGGGUAGCCCGAGUCGACCGAGGAAACCCUCCUCCCAUCCCUCCGAAGAAGCCAGGGCUCUCCCAGACUCCUUCUCCGCCACACCCCCAGCUCAAGGUCCUCCUGGAUAGCAGGGCCCCCAGCGCAGGGGCCAAAGUUGAUAACAAAACUCUGGCUUCGCCUCCUUCCAGUGGGCCACAAGGGAACAGGGUAAUAAGUGAGGAGACGCUCCCUAAGUCAUCUUCCCCUCAGCUGCCACCAAAACCGUCCAUAGAUUUAACUGUGGCACCGGCAGGCUGUGCCGUUGCGGCCCUGGCCACGUCUCAGGUGGGUGCCCGGCCUGCUGAAACCCCUGGACCGAACCAACCUGCAUGUUCAGAGCGUCCCCCUGUCAUUCCCACCACCAUUGCCUUUUGCUCUUCCAUAAACCCUGUUAGUGCCUCAUCCUGUAGAGCAGGUGCCUCAGACAGCCUCCUGGUAACAGCAUCAGGCUGGUCACCCUCCCUAACCCCUUUGCUAAUGAGUGGUGGUCCUGCCCCCCUGGCUGGCAGGCCCACCCUUCUUCAGCAAGCUGCUGCCCAGGGAAAUGUCACUUUAUUAUCAAUGCUGCUUAAUGAAGAAGGACUGGACAUAAAUUACUCCUGUGAAGAUGGCCAUUCUGCCUUGUAUUCUGCUGCUAAGAAUGGACAUACAGACUGUGUGAGAUUGCUGCUGAAUGCAGAAGCCCAAGUCAAUGCUGCUGAUAAAAAUGGCUUCACACCCUUGUGUGCUGCAGCUGCUCAGGGACAUUUCAAGUGUGUAGAAUUAUUAAUUGCAUAUGAUGCCAACAUUAAUCAUGCUGCUGAUGAAGGACAGACACCUCUAUACCUGGCCUGUAAAAAUGGAAAUAAGGAGUGUAUUAAAUACCUACUGGAAGCCGGAACUGACCGAAGUGUGGAAACCAGAGAUGGCUGGACACCGGUUCACGCAGCUGUGGACGCUGGUAACGUGGACAGCCUCAAGCUUCUCAUGUACCAUAGAACACGAGCUAGCGGGAACUCUUUGCAUGAGGAAGAACCCGAGUCCGGUGUCUUUGGCUUGAAUGAAGGAGAAGAGAGUCCUGACGGCACACCCAAGCCUGUGGUUCCUGCAGACCUCGUUAACCACGCUGACAGAGAAGGCUGGACCGCUGCCCAUAUUGCUGCUUCGAAAGGUUUUAAGAACUGCCUGGAAAUCUUGUGUAAGCACGGAGGGCUUGAGCCAGAAAGGAGAGAUAAGUGCAAUAGGACCGCGCACGAUGUCGCCACCGAUGACUGCAAGCAUCUGCUGGAGAACCUGAACGCUCUUAAAAUACCUUUAAGGAUUUCAGUGGGUGAGAUACCCCCAGGCACCUAUGGUUCAGAUGACUUUGAAUGUGAAAACACAAUAUGCGCUUUAAAUAUCCGCAAACAGACAUCAUGGGAUGAUUUUUCAAAAGCAGUGAGUCAAGCUCUGACAAAUCAUUUCCAAGCAAUCUCAUCUGAUGGAUGGCGGAGUCUGGAGGAUGUGACGUUUAAUAACACGACCGACUCCAGCAUUGGCCUCAGUACAAGCAGCGUGCGAUCCGUCAUGCUAGGAAAUGUGCCAUGGUCAGCAGGUCAGAGCUUUUCCCAGUCCCCGUGGGACUUUAUGAAGAAGAAUAAAGCCGAGCAAGUCACUGUGCUUUUAUCAGGUCCUCAAGAAGGCUGCCUCAGUAGUGUGACUUACGCGUCAAUGAUCCCUCUUCAGAUGCUACAGAACUACCUCAGGCUGGUCGAGCAAUACCAUAAUGUCAUUUUCCAUGGCCCAGAAGGAAGCUUGCAAGACUACAUAGCACAUCAGCUUGCACUCUGCAUGAAGCACAGACAAAUGGCUGCAGGAUUCACCUGUGAAAUAGUGAGAGCCGAAGUGGAUGCUGGUUUCUCCAAGGAACAGCUCGUAGACCUGUUCAUCAGUAGUGCUUGUCUGAUCCCAGUGAAACAGUCCCCUGUUAACAAGAAAGUCAUCGUCAUCUUAGAGAAUUUGGAAAAAUCUUCGUUGUCGGAGUUACUGGGAGACUUCCUGGCACCUCUGGAAAAUCGCAGCACUGAAAGCCCCUGGACCUUUCAAAAAGGAAAUGGAACGUCUGAAUGCUACUACUUUCAUGAAAACUGCUUUCUCAUGGGAACCAUUGCCAAGGCCUGUCUCCAGGGCUCUGACUUGCCGGUGCAGCAGCAUUUCCGCUGGGUUCAGCUGCGGUGGGACGGCGAGCCCAUGCAGGGACUGCUACAGAGGUUCCUACGAAGGAAAGUAGUGAAUAAGUUCAGGGGUCAGGUGCCCUCGGCCUGUGAUCCCGUGUGCAAGACCGUCGACUGGGCCCUGGCCGUCUGGCGCCAGCUGAACUCCUGCCUGGCCCGCCUGGGCACACCUGAAGCACUUCUUGGACCAAAGUAUUUCCUGUCUUGUCCUGUAGUCCCAGGACAUGCCCAAGCGACAGUGAAGUGGAUGGCCAAGCUGUGGAACGCCAUCAUCGCGCCCAGGGUUCAAGAAGCAAUAUUGUCAAGGGCCUCUGUGAAAAGACCGCCCGGCCUGGGGGUGACAGCUGCUAAGAGCCACCCCAGCCAAGGACAGCAGGCCGUGGUCAAAGCUGCGCUCAGCAUCUUGCUCAAUAAAGCCGUGCUGCACGGCUGUCCCCUGCAGACAGCAGAGCUGGACCAGCAUACAGCUGAUUUCAGAGGAGGAGGUUUCCCUUUAUCUAUAGUCUCAAGUUACAACAGUUGUAGCAGAAAGAAAGAGAGUGGUGCCUGGAGAAGAGUGAGCACCAGUCCUCGCAAGAAGUCCGGCCGCUACUCUCCACCCUCCUGGAAUAGGCCGGGCCUGAGCGAGGGAGGUAUCAAAAUUAAAGCUCUAUCUCAGCUGAAUUAUAACAGGAAUGCUUCUCUGUCGAAACAAAAGUCUCUCGAGAAUGAUCUGUCAUUGACCUUGAAUUUGGAACAAAGGCUCUCUCUGGGUUCGGACGACGAAGCAGACCUCGUCCAGGAGCUUCAGAGUAUGUGCUCCAGCAAAUCUGAAUCUGACAUAAGCAAGGUAAGCGGGACCAGGGAUGAUUUAAGGAGGUUUGAUAGUUCAGGAAACAGCCCUGCCUUUUCAGCAACUGUUAACCCAAGAAUGCCAGUGUCACCAAAGGAGCUCAGUCCUCUCAGCAGCCACCAAGCAGCCGAAUGCAGCAACAGGCAAUCCAAGACGGAGUUGGGUGUUUCGAGAGUUAAAUCUUUUCUUCCUGUUCCUAGAAGUAAAGCCACCCAGUGUUCCCCGAACACCAAAAGAAGCAGCAGUAAUACAAGGCAAACCGAAAUCAACAACAACUCAAAAGAAGAGAUUUGAAACUUCCACCAAAAAAACGAACAAGUCGCAAAACCAAACCAACAGGCCUGCCUACAACAGUCUCACGCUUACCUUGUGUAGAUUCCACACAGAAACCAAGGACAACAAGCUGUAAAUACCUUUAAACGAAGAAACUGUUCUCACUGUAACAUAAAGUAUGAGUGCGGGACCACUAUUCAACUUUUUUUGUAAAGAAUGUAUUUAUAACCGACAUUUUGUUGCCUUUUUUUUUUUUCUUUCUUUCCGAUUCUGUAGGAUUGAACUUCAACAGCCAAGAAGUGAUGCCAACUUUUCAAGUAGUUUUAUAAUAGAAAUACUGUAAUAGUUUUAAUCCACACGUUCAGGGGUAUUAGAACCGUCGGCGUACUGUACAUCUGUACAUGUGUAUAUAUGUAUAUUUAAGAAAGCCCACGAACCAUAUCCCCGUACACGUUGUAAAAUGUACAACAUUGGCUUUUAAAUAGAGACCAUGACUCCAUGUUCACUUGAAUGACUAGAAUGGGGCAAUAACCAAUCAUUUCUAAACAGUUACUUUCCAUUAAAAGCCAUAUUAAGUAUUUUGCCUGUUAAAUUCUAGUUUUACAUCUUAAAUCUCUUACUGGUUACAUUGCUGAUUGGUUGCAUCAUGUAUAUUUAUGCUUAUGAGUUUGCAUUAUGACUCCUGCAAAAUAUGAGAUUAUAUAAUGCAAUAAAAGUGUUAUCUUUCUUACAAAAAGUUUUGUACCUAAGUGGAUAUAACUGCAAAUGCUUCAAUAAAUUAAUUUAGAGCUAACUCCCUCUUCUAUUUAAUUCUAGCAGCACAACUGAUAAAAGUAGAUAAUAUUUUCUGGAAGUGUUUCUUCGAAAAUGACUAAUGAAAUUACAUAUGCAAAUUCAAAGUUAAAAUGCUUUGACGCCAAUAAAAUAUUGAAUUAGUGAAAUAA
Messenger RNA from Nyctereutes procyonoides (raccoon dog), 5942 nucleotides. RefSeq names its product cortactin binding protein 2 (gene CTTNBP2). Gene Ontology annotation, molecular function: protein binding. Gene Ontology annotation, cellular component: glutamatergic synapse. NCBI's taxonomy places the organism in Eukaryota, Metazoa, Chordata, Mammalia, Carnivora, Canidae. The transcript has 24 exons. The record is from RefSeq and is a predicted model, not a curated record. Gene Ontology annotation, biological process: regulation of synapse organization. The coding region runs from base 109 to 5019 and encodes 1636 amino acids.